Eucalyptus grandis is the source of this 2401-nucleotide messenger RNA. Its product is annotated as chitin elicitor receptor kinase 1. The record is from RefSeq and is a predicted model, not a curated record. Lineage: Eukaryota; Viridiplantae; Streptophyta; Magnoliopsida; Myrtales; Myrtaceae. Gene Ontology annotation, biological process: protein phosphorylation; innate immune response. Gene Ontology annotation, molecular function: transmembrane receptor protein kinase activity; ATP binding.
CACUCUAAAUCUGCCGACUCCUAGGAUCUCCAAUCCUCACGGGUCAACUGAUCUCAAAUCAGUCGACUCACCCCAACUCGAAUGCUGCCGCCCCCUGAGCUCAAAGCUUCCCUCUUUCCGCGAAGAUGAUCGAAGCACGAUCACUGGUCGAAACUACGGCGACCCGGUUCGCGAUACUAGCCUUCCAGCUCGUCUCGAUCGUCUGUUUCGGAGCUGAGGCCAGGUGCAGACAUGGCUGCGAGCUGGCCGUCGCCUCGUACUACGUGUGGGAGGCGUCGAACCUCACUUACAUUAGCACCCUCUUCAACAGGCCAGUCCCCGAGGUGCAGCGCUACAACCCCGGCGUCUCCGGCGGGGACGUCGUCGACGUCGGGACGCGGGUCAACGUGCCCUUCGCCUGCGGCUGCCUGAACGGCGACUUCCUCGGCCACACCUUCACGUACGUGUUCCAGUCGGACGACACGUACGAGGAGGUCGCGAGGUUCAGGUACUCCAAUCUGACGACCCUGGAGUGGAUGGUCCAGGUCAACGAGUAUGACCCCAACCGGAUACCGGACGGUGCGACGAUCAACGUGACGGUGAACUGCACGUGCGGGAACCGUCGCGUGUCCAGGAGCUACGGGGCGUUCACGACGUACCCGCUCCAGCCGGGGGACAACUUGUCGGGGUUGGCGGCGGAGUCGGGCCUGCCCGCCCGGUUGCUGGCUUACAACCCGGGUUCGAACUUCAGUGGAGGGACGGGGCUGGUGUUUGUGCCAGCUAAAGAUCCAAGUGGGAACUAUCUGCCGUUGAAGUUAAGCAAAGCCAUCGCCAGUAUAUCAAUUGCAGGGGUAGUGGCAAUUGCGUUGGCCACUUUUUGUCUCUUCACUGGUUUCUAUCGAAUGGAGAAGGUGAUGGAGGCAUUGGUUCUUUCGAAAGCAUCUGAUGAGAGCGAUUUCAAACACGGACAUGGGCAUUCAGGUUCAGAAGAAAAAACCUCGGAAUCGGAGCUUGAUGCUGGUGCUUCGCGUAAGCUCUCAGGUAUCACAGUAUACCAAUCUGUAGAGUUCUAUUAUGAGGAGCUAGCCCAGGCUACAAAUGGCUUUAGCGCAACUAAUGUUAUAGGGAGAGGUGGCUCUGGAUCUGUCUACUAUGCCGAACUGAGAGGCGAGAAAACUGCUAUCAAGAAGAUGGAUAAGCAUGCAUCAAAGGAAUUCCUCACGGAAUUGAAGGUUCUGACCCGUGUUCAUCACUUGAACCUGGUACGCUUAAUAGGGUACUGCAUUGAAGGUUCCUUGUUCUUGGUCUACGAGUUCCUCGAAAAUGGGAGCUUAUGUCAACAUUUGCGUGUCUCUGAGAAGAAGCCAUUGCCGUGGUCCGCUAGAAUGAACAUUGCCCUGGAUUCUGCAAGAGGACUCGAGUAUAUCCACGAGAACACUGUCCCGGUCUACAUACAUAGAGACAUCAAAUCGGCGAACAUUCUGAUAGACAGGGACUUUCGGGGGAAGGUUGCGGAUUUCGGUUUAUCGAGACUGACUGAGUACGGAAGUGCUUCUUCAUACAGUCGUCUUGUGGGUACCUUUGGAUAUAUGUCGCCAGAGUAUGCUAAAUAUGGUGACGUCUCCCCCAAAGUAGAUGUAUAUGCUUUCGGGGUUGUGCUCUAUGAACUCAUAUCUGCUAAACAAGCUGUUGUAAAGAUGGAUGGAACUACGAGAGAAGCAAAAGGACUUGUUGCUUUGUUUGGGGAUGUUCUAAACCAGCCUAAUCCGAAAGAUAGCCUCUUUAAACUUGUCGACCCCAGGCUGGAUGAUGAUUACCCACCGGACUUAGUUUAUAAGAUGGCCACCAUUGCUAAGGCAUGCACCCAAGAAAAUCCUCGACUUCGACCGACCAUGAGGUCGGUAGUGGUGGCGUUGACGACACUUUCUUCUACUGGAGAUGAUUGGGACAUCGGUUCCCUCUGUGAAGCCCAUUCUUCCAUCAGUCUUAUGUCAGGAAGGUAGUAGCUAGAGAGGCACCUGAGGGGAAAAAAAAAGGCAUGCUGAAUGAACACGAGCCCCAAAAUUGUGUGCUGUUGGAAUGAACUGUCCUCUGUGAACAUUGUGUCGAGCAGCAUAGGCUAAAUCCCUUUUCCUGGGUUUGUCUUUGUCUCCGGAUCAAAUGUAGCUCAAACCGGAAGUUUGAGUUGCCACUGUAGAGAAGCAUAUGCCAUAUUACUCAGAUCAGGAUUAUAGACUAUAUUAAGUAGGAUGAUAUUGGCUUGGCCUGAAGAGACUAAAAGGUCAAUAGUGUUUCGCUCUGUCAAUAGGUGUUUAUGCAGUAGAAAGGUAGCAGAAUAUAUGCUUGCCUUGCUUUAUUCAUCUUGGCACUUUACCAGUUUUAUUGUAAGCCUAUUUUAAUUGUUAGUCAUCAUGAUUUGCUU